Molecule: messenger RNA, 10461 nt
Organism: Pimephales promelas (fathead minnow)
Lineage: Eukaryota; Metazoa; Chordata; Actinopteri; Cypriniformes; Leuciscidae
Gene: crybg1a
Product: crystallin beta-gamma domain containing 1a
Biological process (GO): lens development in camera-type eye; visual perception
Molecular function (GO): structural constituent of eye lens
Source: RefSeq, a predicted model, not a curated record
CAAACCUCCAGCGCGCGUCAAACAAAGCGUGCGCAUUUCAAACUUUCAGUUUAAACACCUUCAUUUGACUAAAGGGAAACUUUAUGCCGUAGGCCUACUUAACCAUGAGCAUAUCAAAGUCCAAAAUUAGGAAGCUAUUUAGGAAGUCAAAGAGUUUAGGUAAGGAAACCAGGGAUGAUGACAGGACUGAGGGUCAGUGGGGAACCUCACCCGAAGACGACCGCGCUAGUUUCAGAGGUUCGUCUAUGACUUUACCGUCGAGUCCUGUAGAUAUCACCUCAUGCCCGGACUCACUGCCCACCAGCCCCAUCGAGAAGAAGAAGAAACGUUUCCCGACCUGGAGGUCCAAAACGAGAAAUAAAGAUAAAGAGUUUCUCUGCAGUUCCGGAGAACUGGACCAUAUGUUCAACGACAGGAGUUUUGAUCAGAUGAGCAUCCAAACAGCAGACUAUUCGAUGACCGACACCUGCCCCACCCCUGUCCGCUCUCGGGCUAAUUCCUUGAUAAGCCUGGACCUCAUCUCCCUUUCAGAUCCAUCUUCUCCCACUCGCAAACACAGGAAGAGUUCUGAGGAGAAGAGUGGAGUUUUGAAUCGUAUUGGAAGUUUUUUCACUCGGAAGAAAAAAACCAGGACCACAUCAGAUGACAGGGAUGAAAGUUUGUCGCCAGUGGCAAACAGCCCAACCAAGUACUCAGGAUCAGACGAACUGAGACAGACUCAACACAGAGAGAUUGAUGAUAAUUCAGACUUUGGUCCAGAGAACAGAAGCCCCAGUGUGUGUAGCGUAGCUUCCAUCGUCGCAUGUGGAGGAGACUUGCCUUUUGCCGACAGUGGCAGUAGUGGACGAGGGAGCGUAAAAGAGGUGGAAGUGGUCAAAGUGAGCAGGGUCGAGACCUCCUGUGACACGAAGACCGAGCAUCUGGUGCAGGAAGUGAACAGGAAGCUCAAGGUAUACCUAGAGGUGACAACAGACACAACAAAAAAGAAAUGUGCAGACGUCCCUGUACACACUCCUGACACGCCAAAGUAUUCCAGGGCCUCAGGGGGGACUGAGAGUAAAAAAACAGUUUUGAAACCCACCAUCACAGGAGGUGGGAAUUACACGGCGCUGGUCGGGGUGACGCUGGGAUCACAUUCUAGAAACUCACCAUCCUCUGACAUUCAGCCUGGAGAACAGACGGUAACUGAAAGCAUGGGGAAGAAACGAAAAUCACGCAAACUAAGUAAUCAAGAAGGCAAUAAUGAGCUUCUCACCCCAACAAACACUACUUCCCCUGAGGCAGAGGAGAGGUCAGCUCAGUCUUGUCCCUCACCUGGUCAAGUACACAGAGCUGUGUGGGCGGAAACUCACCUUACAGAGGAGGAGAGUGAGAGCUCCAUUACUGACUCACUUUCUCCUGCAGAACCUGCUCUGGCCAGCCCAACUGAGAGUUACUCUAUCCUCGGUGCAGUUGCCAGCAACACUCCUGGUCUUUCUUCAGGCAACUUCACCUUACAAGACAGCACUAAACCACCAGACGAGGAAGCUCGAGAGAGACUUAUUCCUAAACCCCUACAUGCUGACAGCAAUGAAGAGAAACGCAGAAGCUUGAAACUGUCAAAGAGUGAAAAAGUCUUUGCUAAAAGACUGUUAGUUGGUUCUCAAUCAAGCCUAGACGGGGAAGAACAAACUGAAAGUGAGAAUAACUUGGAUAUAACGCAGAAUGUACAGCAGGCUAGGGUGAAAAUAUUACCAAACCCCAAAAGUGAGAAUGUCAAGCAGUCCAACCAACAGACAAAUGAGUCGGUAGAAGAUUGUGCUGUUUUCAUUCAAGAGCAGCCUCUCGAUGAGGAUGUAGAGAGCCACUUUGAACUUUCAACAGAGAAUAGAGACGCUACUGAUUUCCCAGAAAUGCCAAUUCAUAAAAUAACAAUUAAUAGUGCGAUGAGCAGUCAUCAAAACUCAUCUGUGCCAUCCAAGCGUACAGACAGAGCUGCAAGUGGAACAAAUGGGGGAAUUAAAGUGAAGAGCCCUCCACCACAAGUUGCCCCUAAAACAAAAGCUGUAAUGUCUCGCAUUAAAAGCCUCUCUGAGGCAUCAACGAUGGAAAUGCCUCCAGUACGGAGAUUUUCGCAGAAGCAGACAGACCAAAAAGAGAUCAGAUCUCCAACAGAAAAAGACCAAUCUGUUACACUUAGUAAACCAAUUGACACUAAGACCAGAAUUCCUAAGAAAACUGGACCUGAGGUUCAAACAAAACCAAAAAAAGUGGUGGAGGUUGUCACAGUGUAUAGUGUGUCUACCGAAGCUGAAAGACAGAUGUCCACCAAACGUCAGAAUGGGGCAGGAUUAAUAAGCCCAGAGCAGAAAAUGUCACAGACAAAGAGCGUGGAAGAGAGGGAUGUGGUCGAUGCCUCACUAAUGACAAAAACUUCUGAACCCACUAAUGAACAGGUCACUCUUUCAAAGCCUAAAAGAGAAAGAAGUCUAAAAAAAUCAUUUUCUGCUUCUGAUGAUAAAUCCCCAUCCUCCCCAUCUUCACUGGAGAAUUCUAAUUCAACAAAGGUUAACAUUGAUUUCAAAGCAUGUAAAGAUAUCCAUAACAGAAGUCCAACAUCAAAGAGUAGCUUUCAUUAUUCAAAGAGUAAAGUCAAAUCAGGUGACACUGGCAACAAAACGCAGGUAAAACUGUCUUCCUCAGCGCCUGGCAUUGACCAAUUAGAGCAGAACAUAGAAAAGGAGAAGUCAGCGAACGAAACCCAGCUAAGCGGGCCAAAGAGUCCAAGAAAAGUCAUGACUGAUGUGUCACCAACAGGAAGGAGGCUGCCUCGAAUGACAACAACGAGCCCGCUUAAACAGCCCUCAGAUGAAGAAGUUGCCCACGGAGAGAGUGAGUCAUAUGAACCCACUUCUCUGCCACUUACCAAGCCAGAGAGAAAUGAGUCAUCACUGGUUAUCGGUCCUGAAAGUAAUGGAAAAUCUUCCAAAUGUCUUCAAGCCACUGGGAAUGCUGCAGCCAGGGUAUCACCAGAGCUCAAAUUGAAAAGCCCUGUUAAGGACAUGGGUGAUUUACAGUCAGCAACACCACGUCUCAAAAGUCCCACUAAACUUAAACCCAAGAAAGAUUUUAGGAAGGCAGAGGCAACUGCAGUUUCAGAUUCAAAAAUAGCCAAAUGUGAGAAGAUGGUGACAAAUUUGUCUGUCACACCCACCGCUGCUCUGAAAUCUGACACAGUUAAAAUUAUUUGUACACAAUCAAAAGCCAUUUCGGAAACGGAGAGUGAAAAUUGUGAUACUGCUGAGACCAAAGUCACGCCAGAUGUGUCACUUUCAGUAAAUGAUUGUCAAACCAAUCGACAGACAGAAUCAAAUCUAACAAUUUUAUCAGACCCACAUGUGGAAGUUGCAUUAGAUAAACAGUCAGAUGUUGCCAAAGAAAAGGAUAUUGAUAGGUUUGGGGAAAAGACAUGUGCUUUUGCUACGGCAGAUGAAAUUUCCACAAUAUCCAAGACGGCUAAACAGUCAAAAGCCUCUUAUGAAACAAAUGGUAAAAAAUCUGGUGCCACUGAUACUAAAGUCACAUUGGAUUUGCCACUUUCAGAAAAGAAUGAUUCACACUUCGAAAAACACCAGACAGAGUCAAAUCUUCCGAUUUCAUCACACCCACAUGUUCACGAUGUAACAGAUAAGCAAUCAGUCAAAGAUAAGCCGCUUACUGGGUUCAAGAAAGAGAAGUAUGGCCUUAUCAAGGAAAAUGAUAUUUCAUCAAUACCUGAGAUGGGCCAUUAUACAGCCAUUGAUCUGAGUAUUCAAGAUAUUUCUAAACAAUCAGAAACCACUUCUGAAAGAAAGGGUGAAAAAUCUGGUGCUGCAGAAACCAAAGUCAAACUAGAUGUUUCGCAUGUCCAAAUUAUGCCAGAUCUGCAGUCGGAUGUUGUCAAAGAGAAGUUUCUUGGAUUCAAAGAAGAGAAAUGUGCCCUUACUAAAACAGAUGAACUUUCCACAAUACCCAAGGCAGCUAAACAAUCAAGAGCUUCCUCUGAAAUGAAAGAGGAAAAAUCUGGUGCUGCUGAAACCAAAGUCAAACUGGAAGUGUCGCUUUCAGAACACAACAAAAUGCAAACCAUAAAACUUCAGACUGAAACAAAUCUACCAGAUUCAUCAGAGUCACAUGUCCAGAUUAUGCCAGAUAUGCAGUCGGAUGUUGUCAAAGAGAAGUUUCUUGGAUUCAAAGAAGAGACAUGUGCUCUUACUAAGACAGAUGAAAUUUCCACAAAACCCAAGACAGCUGAACAAUCAAAAGCUUCUUCUGAAGUAAAGGAUGAAAAAUCUGGUGCUGCUGAAACCAAAGACAAAAUGGAAGUGUCAUUUUCAGAAGACAACAAUUUGCAAACCAUAAAAAGCCAGUCUGAAUCAAAUCUACCAGAUUCAUCAGAGUCGCAUGUCCAGAUUAUGCCAGAUAUGCAGUCUGAUGUUGUCAAAAAAGAGAAGUUUCUUGGAUUCAAAGAAGAGACAUGUGCCCUUACUAAGACAGAUGAACUUUCCAAAAAACCCAAGACAGCUGAACAAUCAAAAGCAUCUUCUGAAGUAAAGGAUGAAAAAUCUGGUGCUGCUGAAACCAAAGACAAACUAGAUGUGUCGCAUUCAGAAAACAAUUUACAAUUCAUAAAACGACCAACAGAAUCCAAUUUACCAGUUUCAACAGAAUCACAUGUGCAAGUUGCAUCUGAUGAGCUGCCAGAUGUUGUCAAAGAGAAGUCUCUUGGGUUUGAGAAAGAGCCAACCAGUAAUCUGAGUUCUCAAGGUAUGGAGAAUUCUUGCCCUUCUCAAGAACAAAUCACUCCAGUGAUUUCAGAGAAUUUAUCAAAGAUCGUCCAGAAGAUGGAGACCAAAGAGCACAGUGUGAAAAAUGCUCCAAAUUCAGAUUUGAAACGACCAAAAACAACUAUACAGCUAGAAGAAAAUGUUAAAAAUAAAGAAGAAAGUUGUAAAGAGAAGCAACUGGUUCAGUCUGAAGACUCAAGUAAAACAAACCCAGAAUGUGUCAAACAGAAUGAAUCCAAUACGUCAAAGCAAGUUGAUGAGACGGCAGUAGUAGUGUCCACAGCUCCAGAGGCUGUUUCUAAACAAGAACCUGUUCAAAAAGGUGAUCAGUCUUUAGAGCAACAAUUUCCAUCAGUUAAAAAAAUAUCAGAUAAACAGACUCUCAAAGUGGACAGGAAGAGUGAAAAUCGAAUUAAAAAUACAGAGUCUAACCUGAAAGUCAAGGAUUUUACAAAGAUACCAAAAGAUACCAACAAACUACCACCUAUUAACUUGCAAAAGGUGAAACUACCAUCCGACCAAAGCGUUCAACAAUUUACAUCUCAGAAUCUUCCUUUGGACCCCAAAAACCUCUCACAAAUUAGCAAGGCACCAUCUAGUUGGUUAGACGUGGACCAAAGUUUUGAGAAAAAGAAAACCGAGAGACGUUUGGAUUGUUCUGCAAGUGAUGACAAUCAGCUUGACACUUCGGGUGACUUUGAUGAUUUCAUUCGUAACAUUAAAGAGAACUGCUCCCCUUUCUCUUUGCCUCCACGAAAACAUGGGCAGAACAAGAUGCCUUCGCCACCCUUUGCCAUGCCGGCCAUUAAAGAAGAUCACUUUGAAAAGAUUCUUGACCCAGAACAGUUCCAGUUUGGGACAAGAAAAACUGCAGGACCAAAAGACCCCUCUCCAGCCAUGAUUAUUAAGAAGAGCAAUAAAGGGGCAAAAACCAACUCAUUGCCCAAACGUGCUGAGGAAAGGCUGCUUUACAAAGGUCUUUCAUCUAGACGGGAACAAGACAAAACUAAAAAGCUCACAGUUACUGAUGAGAAAAAUGAUGGAGAAAAACAAAUCGCAGAAGGCUCUGGAAAAAUGUCUUCAAGAUUGGAAAGAAUGUCAAUAAUUUCGAAUCUCGUGAACCACUCAAACACAUCAAGAAAAGCCAGAACUGAACCAAGCUCUCUCAUUAAUGGCAUUCAGUCCCCCAUAACGCCAUCACCAGAGGUGGUGCCAACCUCAGGAGAGCAGAAGGGUAUACCACUGUCCCAUGCUGUCACAGCUCCAAAAGAGGGGCUUGGUGGGCUUUGCCAGAUCAUGGCAAUAAAGGGUGAACCUGGUGAUUCAAUAAAGGGCCCAUUGACACCUCCUCCUCUUCCAACUUUCUCAGAAGUCAAACUGCCUGACGUAUUGGAGAAAUACAUGAAUAAAGGCAAAGAAUCCAACUCAAUUAACCAGCAAAAGCCUGACACUAGCUCUCUCCCUACAUUGGAUAUUGGUCUCACCUCCAACACAUUUAAUUCAAACAUUGGACUGCAAGGUAUAUCAGGAUUAACAUCUCCAUCCAACAGCACUCAGCAGAUUCCACUACUCACACCCACCAGCCUCUCACCAACAUAUGUAGAGACAUCAGGUGUCAGAGGCUUCCACAGACGCCCAGGAAAGAUUGUUAUAUACCAACAACCUCAUUCUGGAGGAGAGGCAUACGAGGUGUUCAGAGACGUAGAGGAUGCCACCUCUCUGACACUUUCUCCACUCAUCUCUGUAAAGGUCGUCAGAGGAUGCUGGUUGCUGUAUGAAAAGCCAGGCUUCCAGGGCCGAUCCAUCGCACUGGAGGAGGGGUCAGUUGACUUAGCAAAUGAGUGGGCGGAGACAGAGCCCAGUGGGGAGAUGGGAACAAACAGCCUGCCACUCCCAACUACACCCAUGGUCAUUGGCUCCAUUAGACUUGCAUUGAGGGACUACAGCACACCAAAAAUAGACCUGUUCACAGAGCUGAAUGGGAUGGGCCGAAUGUCUUCAUUCUGUGAUGACACCAUAGAAACCUGUUCAUUUGGUAUUCCUCAGAGUACUGGGUCCAUUAAGGUCCACUGUGGGGUAUGGCUGGUCUUUAGUGACCCAGGUUUCCAGGGUCUUUUGGCUGUUUUGGAGGAAGGUGUAUAUCCCUGCCCUCAGGACUGGGGUUUUCCCACCCCAUUUGUCGGAUCACUGCGGCCCUUGAAAAUGGGUGAAAUUAAGGUGGAAAAUCCCAAUGAAGUUAAGGCAGUACUCUUUGAAAAUCCAAUGUUCCAAGGGGAGUACAUAGAGAUGGAAAGGGACAUUUAUGACUUUGAUGAAGGAGAGGAAGAGGAGAAGAAAAAUGAAGAAGAGGAGACUGAGAGUCCUGACAACACCAGGAGAAAGAGACUCCGUUUUGUCGGUUCGUUGAAGAUCCUGAGUGGCCUCUGGGUAGGGUACUCUGCUCCAGGAUUCGAGGGUCGCCAGUAUCUUCUGGAGGAAGGAGAGUAUGCAGACUUCACUGACUGGGGUGGACUGGAAGACAGGCUCCAAUCUAUACGUCCUGUGUUAGCAGAUUUCAUCACUCCUCACAUAAGAAUGUUCAGUGAGCGUGAUUUCACUGAGAGAGGGAUGAACGUGGACCUGCUGGAACCUGUCAUCAACAUGGAAGCCACUGGCUUUGGCAUAAAGACGCAAUCAGUGGAAGUCCUCUCUGGAGUGUGGAUAGCAUUCGAGAAGGAACACUUCUCUGGCGAGCUGUAUGUUUUAGAGAAGGGUCUCUAUGGCAGUCCAGAUGAUUGGGGAGCACACAACUUCAAGAUCUUGUCUCUUCAGCCUGUGGUUUUGGAUCAGGCUGAAGGACUGUCUAGAUAUAAGAUGCAGUUGUUCUCUGAGCUGGGGUUCCAGGGAACUGUACAGGCCUUAGAUGAAAGUGUGGCAUUCCUGACAGAGGGCUUCCAGCCCAUGUCCUGCAAAGUUUUGGCUGGGAGCUGGGUGGUGUUCGACGGCCCACAGUUCACUGAGAAUAUGUAUGUUCUGGAGGAAGGAGAAUACCCCAAUCCUGAGGCUAUGGGCUUACUCAACUCAGAUUGCAAAAUCAGCUCUGUCCAUAGUGUAGGACAUGAGUUUUCUAUACCCUCAAUCACACUCUUCUGUAAAUCCAGCUUCAGAGGGCGUAAAAUAGUUCUGACAGACGGCGUUUUGAACCUUUCUCUGGAUGGAAUUGAUGGGCGGGUCAGCUCUCUAUUGGUCAAUGGAGGAAUCUGGGUGUUGUAUGAAUACAGCAAUUUCCGUGGUCGUCAGGUCCUGCUCCAUCCCAGCGAGAUCGGUGAUUGGCAGAAGUUCAGUGGCUGGGGGCAGAUUGGCUCUCUUCGCCCAUUACUACAGAAACGUGUUUAUUUCCGGCUGCGUUGUGCAGAGACCGGGUGCUUGAUGUCUCUGUCUGGACCACUGGAUGAUAUAAAGCUGCUCCGGGUUCAAGUGCUGGAGGAAUCUGGUGGUCCAGAGCAGAUGUGGGUCUAUGAGAACGGACUACUGCGCUGCAAGAUGGUAGAGGACUGUUGUGUGGAGACGUCUGGUGGUGUGGUGAUGGCAGGUUGCAGGUUGAAUGUCUCACCUGAACCAGGCAAAGACAAUCAGUUCUGGAGCAUCACGGGAGACGGAAUUAUACGCAACAACCUCAAGCCCGACCUUGUGCUGGAGGUCAAAGGUGGCCAACAGUAUGAUAAAAACCAGGUAAUUCUUAACACCUUUGAUGAGCAGAAAAACAACCAGAGAUGGACAGUGGAAAUCCUUUAGUGCUUGAGUCACAACAGAGAUCUGAGGCUGUUCUGAGUCUUCAAGAUGAUGGGAAUCUAAACCUCCAAAAAUUACUCUGACUCUGUUAGUCUCUCUCACUGAUGGAUUGUUAUCCCAAGAUAAGAAUAUUUGGGGGGACUGAAUCUCUUAAAAUCAUCCGUCUACAUUACAGUUUCUAAAUGAGUGAUGUGUCUUUGAACAUUCAACAGAAGUUCAUUGACUACAUCAAGGACAUUAAAAAGAAUUGCCAGAGUUUCCCUGGAUGCGUCUCAAUCAGCUCCCUAGUUCAGUAUUCAGGGCACUGAUCAGGGAGUCAGCCAUUUUAAAAGCAGUCUCAAAUCGCAAAAUCCUCCCUAAAAACAUUCGCUCCAUAUUACCUAAAACGUCCCACGAUGCAUCAUGAAAACCAGGGAGCAUCGACGCUCACUAACAGAAGUUCUGAAGUGCAAAACAUAAAUCAUCAGCCAACUCACUACACACAACGACACAAGAUAUAUGUUUUUUUUAAACAUGCAAACCAUUAUUUAAUUAUAUUUCAGCAUAAACUACGUCAAUAGUCAGUUAAUGAACAUAAUUUAACUAAUGUUUGUAAUUAAAGGCUGAAAUUGUGCACCUAUGUGUAACAAGCAAAUAAUUUAUAAGAAUGUACUUUAAAUAACACUAAAAAAAGAUAUCAGAUUAAGAUAUCAGUUCUGCUGUUGUUCAUAAACACCAGUAGUGAUGUUGUACAAUGUCGCAGGCAAUAGUCAUUAAUGUCCCAAUGUGUAGUGAGCCUGGGGUCCUUACUCGACUCUUUACCAGUGCCCGAAUUUAUGCACACAAUACUGAUUCAUGAUCCUGUAAACUAGGGAACUGAAUGAGACGCACCCACUUCGUGCUAGUAUGAUCCAGAAACACAAAUAACUGACCUGCUUGCAAUGCAAAGAUAUUACCAAAAGGGGGUGCAAUAGCAUUAAGAUUUGUAUGUAGCUGCACUUUAGAUGGCCUUGUUCAUUUUUUAGUAUUUGUAAAGAAUCAAGGUUUGGCUAGUUAGUUUGAUGCAGUUUACCCCUUGCUUAAUGGGGCAAAAAGCUUCCUCCAAUUCUUGAGUUGCUGUGUAUUCUGACUAAAUUAUUUUUUGUAAGAAUUACAUAAAUCGUAAAGAUUUCAUUAUAGUAUAGUAGAUAUUUUACUAGUGCCUUAUUUUUUGAGUGCUCUUAAACAGACUAUUUUUUAACAUCUCAACUUUCUCGUCUCAUCUCAGGAUGGUCACUUGUAAAGUGCUUGUGCAUUUUCAUGUGCUAUCAGUCAAUCGGCAGUCAUGAUAUCAUUUUCUUGUGGCUACAGAGUGAUUAAUCACAUUUAUUGGUUCAAAACAACCUGAGAACUAAGGUCUUCAUGAGUAAAUUUAGCACAUUUUAAAUGACAAACUUUUAAGGGCUCCUGCACCAGAUAAGCCACUUCUGUUGAAAGGAAUCAGAAGACAAAUAGAUAGUUUUCUCCAGGUAUUACAAACUUCACUGAAUGUAAGGCAACGUUAUAUGCCAUACAAAGUCACUGAAUGUUUAUUAAACACUAUUUUACUGUUGCUGUACAGUGUUUAACAUGUGAGACUAUUCUGAUAAAUCAGUACAAAAAAAACACCAUUGCACAUAUUAGAAAAUAUAACAUUUCCUUCUAUUCGUGCUGAUCUGGCAUCAGUUCAAUCCUGUUCACAUACUCUCAUUUAUUGGAAAGGCAGAGUAUUUUCUGUCUCCAUUUUCUUUUAUAAAGUUUUUUGAUAGUUGGUUUUGUGUGUUUGUACAUUUUCUAUAUGUCUAUGUUCAGUCUUCUGUUUUAGUAUUUUUAUGUUCGUGAUUUCCAAAAUAUACUGUUACAUAUAGAAUAAAACGUUUGUAUUGUU